This is a messenger RNA of Ceratitis capitata (Mediterranean fruit fly), 1405 nucleotides long. It is a transcript of the gene fne, whose product is annotated as ELAV-like protein 2. Gene Ontology annotation, molecular function: RNA binding. The record is from RefSeq and is a predicted model, not a curated record. Gene Ontology annotation, cellular component: ribonucleoprotein complex. The transcript is spliced from 6 exons. NCBI's taxonomy places the organism in Eukaryota, Metazoa, Arthropoda, Insecta, Diptera, Tephritidae. The coding region runs from base 79 to 1197 and encodes 372 amino acids.
ACAACAACAACAACAGCAGCAGCAGCAGCAGUUAUUAAGAAGCAAGCGCAGCAGCAACAACAAGCGCAAAGCAAAAAAAUGACUAACGCCAUGGACAUAGUGAAGAACGGCAGUGCCAACGGUUCGGUUGAUGGCAGCUCGGAUGAGUCGCGCACCAACUUAAUUGUCAACUAUUUGCCACAGACCAUGACGCAAGAGGAGAUGCGUUCGCUCUUCUCGAGCAUUGGCGAGUUGGAGAGUUGUAAGCUUGUGCGCGACAAAGCCUCAGGUAAUUUGGUAUUACCGGCUUCCUUGACUGCUCUCAAUCCGGCAUUGCAGCAGGUCGGUCAAAGCUUGGGCUAUGGUUUUGUUAACUAUGUACGCGCCGAGGAUGCUGAGAAAGCCGUUAAUACAUUGAAUGGCUUACGUUUGCAAAAUAAAGUGAUUAAAGUAUCAUACGCCCGUCCAAGCUCGGAAUCAAUAAAGGGUGCUAAUUUGUAUGUAUCGGGUCUUCCCAAAAAUCUAUCACAACCAGACUUGGAGGCACUAUUCGCAUCAUAUGGCAAGAUAAUUACAUCUCGUAUACUCUGUGAUAAUAUUUCUGGUCUAUCGAAAGGUGUCGGUUUUAUACGUUUCGAUCAACGCAACGAAGCCGAACGCGCUAUACAGGAGUUAAAUGGUAAAACGCCCAAAGGUUAUACCGAACCGAUAACCGUUAAAUUUGCCAAUAAUCCCAGUAAUAGCGCCAAAGCCCAAAUCCCACCACCAUUGGCUGCUUAUCUAACACCACAAGCAGCUGCCGCAACGCGUCGCCUCGCUGGCGCACUGCCAUCGGCUGGUCGCAUAAGCAUUGGAAAAAGCCCGAUGUUAGCCAUUAACAAGGGUUUACAAAGAUACUCACCAUUGGCUGGUGAUCUCUUAGCCAACUCCAUACUACCCGGCAAUGCUAUGACCGGUUCCGGUUGGUGCAUAUUCGUUUACAACCUCGCACCCGAAACGGAGGAGAACGUUUUAUGGCAGUUAUUCGGCCCAUUCGGUGCCGUCCAAUCGGUUAAAGUCAUACGUGAUUUGCAGACGAGCAAAUGCAAGGGUUUCGGCUUUGUGACAAUGACGAAUUACGACGAAGCGGUUGUGGCAAUACAAUCACUCAACGGUUAUACACUCGGCAACAGGGUGCUGCAAGUUAGCUUUAAGACAAAUAAAACUAAAACUGCUUAAAGAGUGAAUGGCGUGACGCGUGAGCGCAAGGGGUUGGUCUUUCAAGCAAAGCAAAGAGAGUGCAACAGCUGGUGUUGAAGAGAGGGCCAGUGAGGAAAGAAGAGAAAGACGAAAAGAAUAAGGAAAAAGAGCAAGUAUUUUAGAGAACAAAAACCCCCCCUAAAAAAUCAACGCAGUUCCACUCAACAACAACAAAAGCUAAAAAAAA